CUGGAGGAAACGGCAGCUUCGGAGGGCAGACUGAAUAGCUCUCCCCCUCAAUUCCAUCUUCCUCUGGCUGGCACCCCCAACCCUGACUGGAUCAUAUACGCUUGGUUUCCUUUGCUGCUGCUGCUCCCUGGGCCCAACUCACCUCAGCCUGAGUUUCUUUUGCUCCAGCUGCCUCUGAAUAUAUUAUCCUUGCAGCUACCCAUCUCUUCUCACAAAACAGUCCUCUUAAAUUCUCCUUCUUGUACAAGGUAGGAGCGCAGCUGCGGGUGUAGAGAAAGCCAGGUCUGUGCUGCCUAAAAGAGUCCAAGAGCUGUUGAGUUGACGACUGCCAAUGGCUGCAGAAAAUCACAGGAAUAGGACAGUCCUAAAGGAAGUGUGGAGGAGAGAAGAAAAUGCCUUCUGUGCCGAUUGUGGAAAACCCAACCCUGACUGGGCCUCCUACACUUUGGGUGUCUUCAUCUGCUUAGACUGUUCAGGGAUUCAUCGCAAUAUCCUUGGGGUCAGCGAAAUUAAAUCGCUAAGGAUGGACCAUUGGGAUGAAGCUCAGGUACAGUUUUUGGCCCAGCAUGGGAAUGCAGUGGCCAAAGCCACAUAUGAAGCCCACGUUCCUAUUUACUAUUAUCGUCCGGUGCACACUGACUGCCUACUCCUAAGAGAACAAUGGAUAGAAGCCAAAUACAAACGGAAGGAAUUCAUGAAGCCAGGAAAACAGCUGCCAUAUUCCAAAGGUCUGAAGGAAGGGAUCCUGUGGAAAAGAGGCCGGGACAAUGGGCAGUAUUUUCCACGUAGGUUUCUCUUGUCUGAGAGAGAAGGGUGUCUCAAGUAUUUCACCAAACAGGAUGCCAAAGAACCAAAAAUAAUUAUUAAAAUCGACGCUAUCAAUGCCACAUUCCAGCCAGAGAAGAUUGGGCACCCAAAUGGCCUUCAGAUCACCUAUCUUAAAGAUAACAAGACUCGCAACAUUUUCCUCUACCAUGAGGAUGGAAAGGAAAUAGUGGAUUGGUUCAAUGCAAUCCGUGCAGUGAAGUUUCACUAUUUGAAGGUGGCCUUUCCUGUUGCCAGUGAUAAAGAGCUCAAGAGCCGGUUGACACGGAAUUUCCUGAAAGAAGGCUAUAUGGAGAAGACUGGGCCCAGGCAAAAGGAGCCUUUCAAGAAACGCUGGUUCACGCUGGACCAUCGCAGAUUGAUGUACUUCAGGGAUCCCUUGGAUGCUUUUGCUAAAGGCGAGGUGUUUGUGGGCAGUGGAGAAAAUGGGUACAGUGUCAAGCAAGGGCUGCCGGCUGAUGUUCAGGGAAACUUUACUUGGCAAUACGUCAUUACCAUCAUCACCCCCGACCGUGAUUACCUUUUUACCUGCGAGACGGAGAGAGAUCAGCAGGAGUGGAUUGCAGCCUUCAGCCAUGUUAUAGAGCAGCCCAUGACGCCUCAGGAGUAUGCAAUUGAAGCGUAUUUCAAGCUCAAGCCCUGAUGUUCAUGAAGACAGAACUCAACUGCUAUCCUACUUCCUUUCCUUUCUUUGGGAGGCCUGGAGGGAAUAAGACUUCUGCCUGAUAAGCUGCUAUAUGGUAUUCCGCUGCCUCAAAUAUAUGAACCCGCUGCCUCAAAUAUAUGAACCACAUCUCUUCAGAGUAGACUGCAUUUCCCUUUUAAACAUUCCUCUUUGCUGGAGGAUGCAUUAAAAUGAAUCACAUCGAGCCCCAUGCUGUUCAGAAAUGCACAUUCCAAAUGGACAGCAGAGGGUUGUGCCAGCAUCUCAGGCUUUGGCUCCACAAGGAAAAGAGAUUCAAAGAUGGGAGGCACAGAAGCUGAUCUGGAUUUACUGAUGCAGGACAUUGUGCUGCCACAUCACAGGCCUGCUUCCUAUUGGCCACUGUAUGUAGGUGCCUUCCUGAAUGGCUCAUUACUGCUUGCUACUGAUUGGCUGCAGUGCUGGCUACUAUUAAAGGUACCAGAAGAAAGAUG
This is a messenger RNA of Eublepharis macularius, 1962 nucleotides long. RefSeq names its product arf-GAP with dual PH domain-containing protein 1-like. The transcript has 12 exons. Gene Ontology annotation, molecular function: phosphatidylinositol bisphosphate binding; GTPase activator activity. NCBI's taxonomy places the organism in Eukaryota, Metazoa, Chordata, Lepidosauria, Squamata, Eublepharidae. Gene Ontology annotation, biological process: positive regulation of GTPase activity. Bases 332 to 1468 code for a protein of 378 amino acids. Gene Ontology annotation, cellular component: intracellular membrane-bounded organelle; plasma membrane. The record is from RefSeq and is a predicted model, not a curated record.